CAAAACAGUAUUCAUUUAGCAUUGAAAUCAGAACAAUGCUUUGCUGUAAUAAAAACAAAAGGUAAAACAAAAGAAGAAAAAGAGAUACAAAAAAAAAAAAACAAUGAAUUUCUGGCUAUUGACUUUCAUGGUAAUGGUGGGCGUAUUACGGACAAGGUCCAUUGAUGCGGCACCGUACAACUAUGGAUUUGCCCUUAACCAAAAAUACUCUGCUAUUAUUGAGGGUUCAAUGGAUAUAGGAGCCGAUCCCUGUGACGAUUUCUAUCAAUAUGCCUGUGGCAAAUGGGAGGAAUAUCAUGAGAAAAUCUAUAAUGGCCGGAACCAGAUGUUGUCGAUGACCGACUAUGAGGUGAAUAAGGAAUUGGCACAGCUGUUGAAUACAAUGAGCCUCAGGCGCCAACCGAUGUUUGUCAAGAAGGUACAUGCCUUCUACAAAUCUUGCAUAAGGGUGCAACAGUUUGAUCAUUUCUCAUAUGUGGAUUGGAUGAAGGCCAAGGAAAAUAUUAAACUGCCGAAGUUGUGGACUGGGCGCAGUAGCCGUUCCCACUACGACUGGGUCCAGACAUUGGCCGUAAUGAGAAGGUAUGGCCUCAAUGGCAUUUUCAUUGAAGAAAUGAUGAUUCAUCGCCGGGAUGAUAAUACCAAGACAAUCAUUGAUCUGGAUAAGCCGGUGGAGGGCAUGGGAUUUGUACCGCUGACCUAUGAAAAUUUACAAGAUUUACUCCGAUACCUGGAUAUGCCGAGCAAUGUAAAGACUUUUGAAAAGUUGUGGCAGGAAAUUAGCGAAUUUGAGCAGCGUUUGGAAGAGCUACAGGCAAUCGAAGACGAAGAGGGUACGAAGCUCGUAAAGGUCAAAGAUUUACCUCUACCCUGGCUGAACAGAUAUCUGGCAACGGUGUUUGACUACACGCUGCUGGAUCCCAAUAUGGAGGUGUAUGUACAAAAUUUGGAAUAUAUGCAACAGCUGUAUGAUCUGUUGAAAAAGUAUAGCCAUCAUUUUGUGAGUCGCUAUUUGGAGGUACGAUUCCUGUGGCAUUUACAGCAAAAAGGUCCAAGGAAAUUUGAACCCAUAGAGUGUGUGGACACGUUGCGGAAUGUAAUGCCGCUGGCAAUGCAUUGGUUGUAUCGACAACAACAUCCGGAAAUUCCAGAAUAUUCCGAAGGCAUACAAGACAUGUUCGGUGAUAUUGUGCAACAGUUCAAACAGACCCUGAACGAGAAUCCUCUGCAAUUUAAUGCCAGCCUUUUGGAGUAUCUAACAGAAAAAUUAAAUAAUAUUCAAUUGAAAAUUGGAAAUCUGCCACAGCACGAUUCGAAAAUGAUAUUGGAAUAUUUCUAUGAUGAUUUAAUUUUAAGUCCCAUUGAUUUCUAUGGUAAUCAUUUGAAGCUGCUUAAUUCUCAGUUCAAGGCAGCCCACUCCAGCCAUCCCAAUACUCUGACAAGGAAUAUAAGUCAAUUUUUCAAUUUGGAAACCUAUGGAGAGGGUAGUAGUUCCUCGCCCUACUUCCUUACUCGGUCCAACAUUAUCAUCGUACCCUUUACAACGCUACGUUUGCCGCUCUAUCAUCCGCAAUAUGAGAAUAUUUAUAAGUACAGUUCUCUUGGCAGCACUUUGGCCCAUGAAAUAUUUCAUGGCUUCGAUCGUAUGGGCCUCUCCGUUGAUUACCGGGGUAGAAUGAAUGCCUGGCAAUUUAAUACCGCCCUGGCCACACCCAAAUUUGCCGGCAAUUAUAAUUGUGUACGGGAACUCUACCCGGAUGUGGUGGAUGAGAAAAUUGCCGAUAUAAGUGGUCUACGUUAUGCGUACAGUACUUUCUUCCAAUUGUUUCCCAAUGCCACCGAAGAUACGAAACGUCUUCGCGGUCAACAAAUGUCGCUGAAGAAAAUAUUUUUCUUAAAUUUUGCUCAACUAUUUUGUGAUCCAAAUAUUUCGGAUUUGGAGCAUGGUGAUGUGAGUGAUCGCAUUAAUGAUGCCCUCGCACAUUUCUCGGAGUUUUCCAAGACGUUCCACUGCUCGCGGCAGAGUCGUAUGCUGCCCGCCGCAAGGUGUCAGGUGUGGUGAAAGAGUCUCCUAUGAAUAUGAAUUUCAAAGAGGAAGAGGAAACUAUUUGUAUUAUUGUAAUUGUAAGCUUAUAUUUAAUAAAAAUAAAUAAAUAAUAUGUAAUAUUAUUAAAAUAAAUAAUUAUUAAAUUAAUAGAAACAGGAAA
This is a messenger RNA of Musca domestica (house fly), 2207 nucleotides long. RefSeq names its product neprilysin-1. Gene Ontology annotation, cellular component: plasma membrane. Gene Ontology annotation, molecular function: metalloendopeptidase activity. Lineage: Eukaryota; Metazoa; Arthropoda; Insecta; Diptera; Muscidae. Bases 104 to 2062 code for a protein of 652 amino acids. Gene Ontology annotation, biological process: protein processing. The transcript has a single exon. The record is from RefSeq and is a predicted model, not a curated record.